AAGGACGAGAACGCGAUGCUGGUCUCGCUAAGUCAACUUCGUUUGCUGGUGCAAACCUCUACCACCUCGAUGACUUCCGUCCCGAAACCCUUGAAGUACCUGAAGAACUCGUACGACACUUUGAAGACCGCGCAUAAAAAGAUCGUGCGGAAGGACGUUAAACGUCAGUUUGCGGAAGUGUUGAGCGUGUUGUCGAUGGCCGGGGCGGCGCCAGGAACCAAGGAGUGUCUUCGAUAUUGCCUCGAGGGCGAGGUGAGGAACCCCGGUGAAUGGGGUCACGAAUACGUGAGGCAGUUAGAAACAGAAAUCGUGGACGAGUGGACGAAUGCACCGGUAAAAGAUGAGAAUCGUUUGAGGAAAGAACUUACACCUUUGGUGAAGAGUAUAAUAAAAUUCGACAUGAAGCAUAAUGCAGAGAUACCUGGAUGCGAUCUGUGUUUGGAGAUCGAUCAAUUGAAUUUUCUGCAUGAUUAUUUGGAUAGUACGAAUUUCGAGAGAGUUGGUCGGUAUCUGGAGAGCUGUGCUGCUUAUAGCGAAGACACAGAGAGAAGACAGAUAUUGCAAACAGUGGUCAGCCACUACAUGCGAUUCAAAGAGUACUGCAAAGCUACAAUGGUAGCCCUACAAUUGGGAGACUCAGAUCUUGUUCACAAAUGUCUCACCACUUGCCCCGAUCCUUUAUUACGAAAACAAUUGGCAUUUAUACUCGUAAGACAAAGGGAGAAUCCUUUGAAAAAGGAUUAUCAAGGAGAAGACGUUAAAGACAUCGAAGUAAUUCUAAGCAACGCCCACGUUAACAAUCACUUCCAUCUACUCGCGAGAGAGCUCGAUAUUCUAGAGCCCAAACAUCCAGACGACAUUUACAAGAGCUGGUUAGAGACGAACACUCUAAGACGCGCUGAACACGAUUCGGCGAGAGCCAAUUUAGCCGCGAGCUUCGCUUCCGGUUUCGUUCACGCUGGAUUCGGCCAAGACAAACUAAUGGCGAACGCGUCAGACUGUUGGGUUUACAAGAACAAGGAUCACGGAAUGCUCUCGGCAACCGCUUCCUUGGGGCUGAUCCAUAUGUGGGACGUGGACGGCGGUCUGGUGCCGAUCGACAAGUAUCUGUACACGAACGAUCAUCAGAUCAAGGCAGGUGCUCUGCUAGCCAUAGGCCUGGUCAACUGUGGCGUCCGCAACGAAUGUGAUCCAGCGUUGGCUCUCCUCAGCGAUUACGUCUGUUCGGAAAACGCCACGCUGAGAAUCGGUGCCAUUUUAGGACUGGGUUUGGCUUAUGCCGGUUCGAACAGAUCCGACGUCACGGAGCUAUUAACCGCAGUUCUAGCUGACGAAGCAAGUACCAUGGAGGUGGUGUCUUUAGGAGCGAUCGCGAUAGGGUUGAUAAAUGUUGGUUCGGCUAACGCUGACGCCUCUUCGACUCUUCUGCAAAGAUUGCUGGACUUCACGCCUGCUAAAUUGUCCAGUACCUACUCCAGAUUUCUUCCAUUGGCUCUGGGAAUGAUCUACAUGGGAUGUCGCGACGUCAUAGACGCUCCUUCAGCCGCACUCGAGGUCUUACCUGAAACGUACAAGCUGCCUGCACAGACUAUGCUACAGGUAUGCGCGUACGCUGGCACAGGAGACGUGUUAAUCGUUCAAGAAUUGUUGCGAAUCUGUUCGGAACCAGUAGAUGGCGAGAGUGUUCCAGCAACUCCGGUGAACAGUCCUGUGACCAGCUGCUGCGAUCAACGUCCUCGAACUUCCGAACUGACGGACAAGGCGAAGGAGAAGUCGAAGGAGAAACAGGAAGAAUCGAAAGAAAUCGGCUCGUCACAGGCUAUAGCCACUCUAGGCGUCGCUGCAGUUGGUCUGGGAGAGGGAAAGGAGAACUCCAGGAUCUUCGGUCAGAUUGGAAGAUACGGUUCGAUAUACGCGAGACGUGCAAUGCCUCUAGCACUAGGGCUAUCUUCCCUAUCCAACCCGGAUUUGUCAGUUUUGGACGUUCUGAAUAAGUACAGUCACGACAACGACACCGACGUGGCCAACAACGCGAUCUUUGCUCUUGGUCUAGCUGGUGCAGGGACAAACAACGCGCGUCUAGCAACAAUGUUGAGACAAUUGGCCUGUUAUCACGCGAAGAACCCUUCCCACUUAUUCCUCGUUCGAAUUUCACAGGGUUUGGUUCAUCUUGGCAAAGGCACGUUGUCCAUAUCUCCUUUGCAUUACGCUUCAAAAAUUUUGGACAAAGCAGCUCUGGCUGGAUUGUUAGUGGUUAUGGUCGCCUUUCUCGACUGUCAGAAUUUAAUCCUGGGAAGAUCUCAUUACCUGAUGUACUGUCUGGCCCUUGCAAUGGAACCAAGAUGGCUGGUCACUCUGGACGAGAACUUGCAGAGUCUACCGGUGCCUGUGAGGGUUGGUCACGCAGUGGACGUCGUGGGCAAAGCUGGAAAUCCGAAAUCCAUUUCCGGCGGGUACGUUCACACAACUCCAACGUUACUUUCCUACGGAGAAAAGGCUGAACUCGCUCUGGACGAGUACGACUCGUUGUCCAGCGUAUUGGAGGGCUUCGUCAUUCUUCGCGAGAAGCUGAACGCCUCGGAGAUGUGACGCUUAAGGAUGAUACAAGAUGGCGGACAGUAAAA
This is a messenger RNA of Habropoda laboriosa, 2624 nucleotides long. RefSeq names its product 26S proteasome non-ATPase regulatory subunit 2-like. The record is from RefSeq and is a predicted model, not a curated record. Bases 16 to 2589 code for a protein of 857 amino acids. Gene Ontology annotation, cellular component: nucleus; proteasome complex; proteasome regulatory particle, base subcomplex. Gene Ontology annotation, molecular function: enzyme regulator activity. NCBI's taxonomy places the organism in Eukaryota, Metazoa, Arthropoda, Insecta, Hymenoptera, Apidae. Gene Ontology annotation, biological process: proteasome-mediated ubiquitin-dependent protein catabolic process; regulation of protein catabolic process. The transcript is spliced from 13 exons.